Messenger RNA from Scutellospora calospora, 348 nucleotides. The record is from the annotation of a GenBank genome assembly. Lineage: Eukaryota; Fungi; Glomeromycota; Glomeromycetes; Diversisporales; Gigasporaceae.
CCAGAACUUAGUCCUAACAACCCUUACACUCAAGUUCAGGCUGAACCUAACUCACAACCUACAAUCCCAAAAGAGAAAGAUGCUACUUCUGCAAUGGAAAUGGUUGCUGAAGAAGAAAACCUUUCAAAACAAAAUUGCCCUGCUGAAAAAGCAAAAGAUAAUCCCUUAGAUCUGAAUCAAAAAACAAACAUCCCAUCUUCUAACUCAGAAUCUUUGGAACCAGAAAGUGAAUCUGUAACAAAUGAUAUACAGAAGAACAGGAAAAGGAAAAAUAAGAAAGAAAUAAAGAAAAAUGUUACUAAAAUAACAGAGGUAGCAACUACUGGACCUGGCUCCUCUUCUUACUAG